This is a messenger RNA of Linum tenue, 1215 nucleotides long. The record is from the annotation of a GenBank genome assembly. Lineage: Eukaryota; Viridiplantae; Streptophyta; Magnoliopsida; Malpighiales; Linaceae.
AUGGGCGGAGGAUGGAAAAACCGGCCACCGCCAGCUGGCGCCGGCUCCGGGAUGGAAGCUCCCCGUGAUAGGCCACCUCCACCAUUUCCUCACCUCCCGCCAGCUCCCGCACCGGCUGCUGCGGGAGCUGGCCCGAAAGCACGGCGACGUGAUCCGACUGGACCUCGGGGAGAUUCAGCACGUGCUCUGGUAUCGUCGGCGGAGGCCGCCAAGGAAGUGAUGAGGACCCACGACAUCAAGUUCGCCCAGCGGCCCUCGCACCCUAGCCUGGCCAAAGUCAUGUGGCGGAAGGAGCUGGUGGAGUACGCCGGAGGGUUCAAGAUAUCCUUCUUGUUCCCUUCGUGCGGAUUGGUGCAGAGGCUGUUUGGCACGACGGAGUGGCUCGACGGCGUGCAUAAGGUCACCGAUAGGUUGAUGGAGAGCAUGAUUGGGCAGCACAGAUCCAAGAGAGCGUUGGAGAAGCAGAAGGGAACGACGUCGUCGUCGUCGUCGGAGGAUCUUCUCGACGUGCUUUUGAGAGUUCAGGAGGAUGACUGCACCCUUGGUUUUCACUUGUCCACAGAUGCCAUCAACGCUUUCCUUCUGAACAUUUUCCUAGCAGGAAGCGAGACUCCUGCCACGCUGAUCGAAUGGACGAUGGCGGAAAUGAUAAGGAAUCCGGAAGUGAUGCACAAGGCAAAAUCCGAGGUGAGAAAGGUGUUCGGCGAGAGAGGGAAGGUGGAAGAAUCCGGGAUUCACGAGCUGGCCUAUUUGAAACUGGUGAUCAAGGAGACGCUGAGGCUGCACACCCCGACUCCGCUGGUCCUUCCCAGGGAGUGCAGGGAGGAGUGUCGGAUCUUCGGGUACGACAUCCCUCUGAAGACGAGGGUGCUGGUGAACGUGUGGGCCAUAUCGAGGGACCCUCGUUACUGGGGUGCGGAGGCCGAGAAGUUCCUCCCCGAGAGGUUUCUCGAUGAGAAAGUGAACUUUCGAGGAACCGAUUUCGAGUUCCUCCCGUUUGGAGCGGGAAGGAGGAUGUGCCCUGGAAUGACUUUUGGGUUAGCGGUUGUGGAACUUCCCCUGGCGAAUCUGUUGUUCCAUUUUGACUGGAAGCUUCCCGGUGGAGCUGAGCCGGAAAGCUUGAAUAUGGACGAGCAGUUUGGCGUCUCCCUGAGGAAGAAGAAUCACUUGGAACUAAUUCCCGUUGUGCAAUAUAACCCUUUACCUCCCGUUUAG